UCCCUCAGUCCCCUCAGACCCUCAGUCCCUCAGACCCUCAGUCCCUCAGAUCCUCAGUCCCUCAGUCCCUCAGAUCCUCAGUCCCUCAGUCCCUCAGAUCCUCAGUCCCUCAGUCCCUCAGUCCCUCAGACCUCAGUCCCUCAGACCCUCAGUCCCUCAGACCCUCAGUCCCUCAGUCCCUCAGUCCCCUCAGACCCUCAGACCCUCAGUCCCUCAGACCCUCAGUCCCUCAGACCCUCAGACCCUCAGUCCCUCAGACCCUCAGUCCCUCAGACCCUCAGACCCUCAGUCCCUCAGACCCUCAGACCCUCAGUCCCUCAGACCCUCAGUCCCUCAGACCCUCAGACCCUCAGUCCCUCAGACCCUCAGUCCCUCAGACCCUCAGUCCCUCAGACCCUCAGUCCCUCAGACCCUCAGACCCUCAGUCCCUCAGACCCUCAGACCCUCAGUCCCUCAGUCCCUCAGUCCCUCAGACCCCUCAGACCCUCAGACCCUCCGUCUCACCGCAGAGGAGCACCAAGUAAUCCCAUAG
Messenger RNA from Gymnodraco acuticeps, 532 nucleotides. Its product is annotated as cornifin alpha-like. The record is from RefSeq and is a predicted model, not a curated record. The annotation marks the transcript as partial. The transcript has a single exon. Lineage: Eukaryota; Metazoa; Chordata; Actinopteri; Perciformes; Bathydraconidae.